Ostrea edulis (European flat oyster) is the source of this 2844-nucleotide messenger RNA. RefSeq lists its product as uncharacterized. The record is from RefSeq and is a predicted model, not a curated record. Lineage: Eukaryota; Metazoa; Mollusca; Bivalvia; Ostreida; Ostreidae. Bases 152 to 1804 code for a protein of 550 amino acids. The transcript is spliced from 8 exons.
CUUUAGGAAUUUAACCAGUCCCAUCGGACUGAUUAAAACAGAUGAAUGUCAGUCCGCCAGACGUUUAACCAAUCACAGACUGACGAGCAUAUAUGUUAAUUCCGAGCCCUGUCCAUGGUUCGAGGAAAGUGAGGAAGAGAGUAGCAUAUCAAUGGCCUGUCAGACAGAAGAACCUAGGAAACGCAGUGUUAAGAUCCAAGUGGCUGCAAAGAAUAAAGAGAAAGGGCUGCAAGUUAAUCUCCAACCACGUGUUCGCAGCAUUGGUAUACAAUUUAAUGGCAGGGAUGACUUGCCCACUCCACAAGUACCACCAGCAGCAGUUCCUGUCCUGGAUUUGUCAAGUGGGGGAGAGUCAAUAGAGGAAGUAGGGAGUGAGGCUGCCUCACUGUAUGAACCAUCUAGUAGCUGUGCCAGUUCAGAUGAUUCUCAUAUCCAUAAUAAUAACAAUGAAAAGCCCUACAACCCACUGGAUGAAGGAAAGUUUAUAGUGUCCAGAUCAAAGUUGUUGGAGCUAUUCAGUAGCUGCAAGAGGUGCCAUAGACACGCCACAGCCACUGUUCAUCAGGUGAUAGGGACGAUGGCCAGGAUUAGUGCAGAGUGUGAAUUCUGUGGAUUUACUUGGCAAUGGAGUAGCCAGCCCUCCCUUGGAAACAUUCCGGUAGGAAACCUCGGAUUAUCUGCCAGCAUUCUGUUCUCUGGAGCCCUUGCUGCUAAAGUUCUGCGGGUUCUGCAGUUUAUGGGAGUUGCAACCAUAACAAGUAGAACAUUUUAUUCCCACCAGGCAUCUGUGCUGUUUCCUGUCAUUGGUCGUGUGUGGAACAGACACCAGGAGAUGUAUGUCAGGCAAGCGGAGGAACGAGGGGAGCCACUGAUUGUUGGUGGAGAUGGGCGAGCUGACUCCCCUGGUCACUGUGCCAAGUUUGGCUCCUACAGCACUAUUGACCUUGAAAAAGGAAUUGUGAUUGACAUCCAGCUAGUUCAGAGUAAUGAAGUAAAGAAUAGUAAUGGUAUGGAGAAAAGAGGUCUCGAGCGUGCUGUUGACUGGGUAAAAAAUAACGAUCUGGAGAUAGGGACGAUCGUGACUGACCGCCAUCUACAAAUCCAGAAGUGGAUCAGGGAAAAUUUACCCGAGACCACUCAUUACUAUGAUGUGUGGCAUGUUGCUAAAGGUUUAAAGAAAAAAGUCCUGGCUGCCGCCAAACAGAGUGAAUGUGGACAGCUAUCGAAGUGGAGCAGGAGCCUGACAAAUCACCUAUAUUGGGUAGCAGCCUCUACACCUAAUGGGGAUGGGGACUUGAUGUGGGCAAAGUGGGAAUCCGUUGAAAACCAUGUUCACAACAAGCAUGAGGGACACAAUGAGCUAUUCCCAUCGUGUGCCCAUGGCAUGUUUUAUGGCGACGAACGAAAGAAGAAGUGGAUAAAACCAGGAUCAAAAGCAAGUGAGAAGAUUAGUGACAUCAUCUUGUCCAAUCAGAUGAAAAGGGACAUUCCCAAGCUAUCCCCAUUGUACCAGACAUCACAGAUAGAGGCAUUCCAUAGUACUGUCAACCACUUUGCCCCCAAAAUGGUGGCCUUCUCUUACUAUGGCAUGUACUGCAGGUUGAUCGUUGCUGCUCUUCAUUUCAAUGAAAAUACGUCAAGAGUGCAGGCUGCUACAAAGGAAGGGAACAUGCAGUUCAAGAUCAGCUUUCCCAAGUUUAAGCAUGGAGAGUACAGUGUGCGAAAGAGAACUGUAGAUUCAACAUAUAGUACUACAACAAUACUCCUUUCCUCUCCUCUUUUUCUCUCUCCCUCUCUUGACUAAUGGGAAUGCCUAAAUAAAGUCUAUAUAUAUAUAUACCAAUAAAAUAGAAACAGUAUAAAGAAUUUAAAAAAUUUAAUUUGAAUUUAUGGAAAACAAUGAGCACCUAGAAGAGUAGAAAUUAAGAUUCUCAUAUGACACAGUUAUUGCAUAUUGACUUCAUUUCAGGGUAUGUAACUUCAUUGAUGACUGAGACAUUCGCAUCCAUGGAAGCUUCAGUUGAUGCUACAUCACCCCAUCAACCACCUGUCUCCUGCUUGCCAGAAAUACAGCCACCACCACUUUCCAGUAACUUUGUGCAUCCUGAAAAAAGUGAGGCAGUGCAGCAUUUCAGAUCUCGUUUUAGGAGGAAAGAGACACCAGUAUAGAAGAGAAGUGUGAUGAACAUGUGCGAUGAACAAAACUUUAUCACGUCCAUCAGGUAUAUAGUUGUGUAGUAUAUUGCAUAUGUAAAUAACUUAGUAUUAGAUUGCUUUAUUUUUAGUGUCAUAGUAUGUAGCUAUAGUGUAAAUAAUUCCCCUUGUAUAGUCAUUAAAGACAUGGAAACAUGUAAGCAGGGCCCACGUCCCAUUCCUGGGUGCAGGAUUUAUUUUGUAGCUGAUGCUUUCAUUGAUUUAAAUUAUUCUAAUUAAAAAAUAGAUAUCUUUACAGAUAUUUUUUUAUUUUUAGUGUUCUUUUUCUUGCUUAUGUUUUUAACUUUUGUAUAAUAUUAUAAAUAUUUUUUUCAUCAUGAGAAAUAUUGCUUUUUUUAAACUUUUUAAAAAAUGUUUUACUUUGAGUCAAAUUAUGCUUACUCAUUCUGGGUCUUGAUAUCCGUGAUAUUCCUCUGAGCUGAAUGUCUCACGGAUCUUUGUUACUGCACAGGAGGGGAGGGGAACUCGAACACUCUUUCCUAAGUAGCCCCAACACCAACGAGCUAGUUGACGAUAUGCGGUAUAUCUGUUUCUCCUAUGAUAAAAAUGUAUAAAUUGUUACACAACUGAAUACACCACUUUUGUUGAAUUCCUAAUAAUUAUUGAUAAUAAAACAUCAUUCUUACUCAU